CUCUAAAACUUUUCUACUGCUUUUUUUGCAUGUGCUAGGUGGAGAAAUCUUCACUAGCGGAUCACACUAUAUGCAUAGCUGCAGGCAUGUGCAGUGAUCUUCAGAAUAUAUUUAAGAAGGAUUACGUACCAAUAAAUCUACAUCUUUCUGGCCAAGAUGAUGUUAUUCCAGAGCAUGUGGAUUCAGAGACUCCAGGUCCAACAACUGAAGUUUUGCCUGUUCUUGGGAUUUCUCGUUCUCCUGAUAAUGCUACUGCUUUUGACACGGAAAUCGAACAUCUUCGGCAUGACAAAGACCAGACUGGUGGCAACUUCCUGGAUUUUGUUUCACUUUGGAUAAGAGGCAUUGACUCCUUUCUUGGAAGAGAUACCUUUACCCCUAUAUCGGGCAGUUUAGGAUCGGCACCAGAGCUUCCUGAGGGAAGUACUGUUGGAACUGGAGUCCUGCCAACACCUGAUGCUGCCACAUCCACUGGUCCUUUUAGGUCUGACACAGAAACACCACUGACAUUUAUAGAAGAAAAUCAAGUCGAAGAGAACACUUGCCUUUCAGAUAUUCCGGAGAUGAGUGCUGCAGAAGAACUUUCUUUUGUGGAUGCAGAUGAUACUUCACUGGUGGGUAUGAUGUAAUACAUGAUUUGUACUACUACUUUUUUCUAUCUUUUGUAAGGCUUAAUAGGCAAGACUUCAUGCAAUGAUGUUGCAAAUUUCCAUCUGAUACAGGCUUCCUAGAAACCAGCAUGAUAUAAUAUUCUGAAUAAAUGCUAAGAAUCUCUUCUCCUA
Molecule: messenger RNA, 782 nt
Organism: Eucalyptus grandis
Lineage: Eukaryota; Viridiplantae; Streptophyta; Magnoliopsida; Myrtales; Myrtaceae
Exons: 2
Coding region: 87-629 (180 amino acids)
Source: RefSeq, a predicted model, not a curated record